Messenger RNA from Dromiciops gliroides (monito del monte), 726 nucleotides. RefSeq names its product translation initiation factor IF-2-like. Bases 1 to 726 code for a protein of 241 amino acids. The transcript has 6 exons. The record is from RefSeq and is a predicted model, not a curated record. NCBI's taxonomy places the organism in Eukaryota, Metazoa, Chordata, Mammalia, Microbiotheria, Microbiotheriidae.
AUGGCUGCUACCAAGCUGGUACUGCUCCUUUUCUCAGUGGUCCUGUUGGGCCUGAGCUCAGCUCAAUUCAACAAUGAGGAAGAUGAACAAAAAGCAGAUGAUUCAUUAGAUGCCCAAGCACCAAGUGACUCCCAGGUGGAUGAUGAGAAUCCAGGUGGCCAGCAAGGAGGUGGCCAGCAAGGAGGCCGUCCAGGUGGCCAACAAGGAGGUCAGCCAGGUGGCCAGCAAGGAGGUCAGCCAGGUGGCCCUCAAGGAGGUCGUCCAGGUGGCCAGCAAGGAGGCCGUCCAGGUGGCCAACAAGGAGGUCAGCCAGGUGGCCAGCAAGGAGGUCGUCCAGGUGGCCAGCAAGGAGGUCAGCCAGGUGGGCAGCAAGGGGGCCGUCCAGGUGGCCAGCAAGGAGGUCGUCCAGGUGGUCAGCAAGGAGGUCGUCCAGGUGGUCAGCAAGGAGGUCAGCCAGGUGGCCAGCAAGGAGGUCGUCCUGGUGGCCAGCAAGGAGGUCGUCCAGGUGGCCAACAAGGAGGUCGUCCAGGUGGCCAGCAAGGAGUGCAGGAAAUGGAAUAUGGAGCUCCAUUGCCAGAGCAACUUGCUGUGGCCCUACCUGUGGCUGAGCCAGCACCCCAGUCUGAGCAACAGCCUGCCACCACUGCAGGCACUGUGACCUGGCCAGCUGCUGUACCUCAAAUUGCUGUAGCCCCACCCUCCACUAGCUCAAGUGGAGAUGCCUAG